Cylicocyclus nassatus is the source of this 900-nucleotide messenger RNA. The record is from the annotation of a GenBank genome assembly. Lineage: Eukaryota; Metazoa; Nematoda; Chromadorea; Rhabditida; Strongylidae.
UGCAUUACUUGCUGUUCUCAUCGUACAAUAACGAUAAUGGAUACCGUUGCUGAAAUUUACGCAAAUUAUCGUCAAGAAUUAGAAGAAACGAUGGAGGGCUUACGACAACGCGGACAAGCUUUUGGAGAAAGUGCACCUCAGCUGAUUGAAGAUACCAAGAGUCAGAUCGAACCUCAAACACAGGAGCUUAUAAAUGCGGUCCAAGAUACGAGCGAUGUGUCCAGUCCGCAAAAAGCAGUGAUCGAGGUGUUCGCAUGGGGUUCUGUGAUGGUAUUGUUCGCCAAUAUUGGCCUUGGAUUUGGAUCUUAUAUUCUUGGUCCAUUCGUUUCAAUUUUUGUUGGAAAAUUUGGCGCUACGCUAGCCGCUUUCAUAGCUGUUCCACUCUACGCUCACUAUGAAAUCAAGCAUUUCACUGGAAGUGACGUUGGCAUUCGGUUUGAAUUGCUGUCGCUAGCGAUCUUUCAGGGAGUGCUGACAGGAUUCGUCAUCGACAGUCUCUAUCUGAGCGCAACACCGUUUGCAGUGCUUACUCCUGCCAUUGUUACUGUAGCUUUUGCGACAAUUUCACCAACUGCAAAUGGAAACCGCAUCACAUUGCUGGGAGGCUCCAUUGGUGCAGCGGUCGGAGUGAAUUUCUUGCUGGGACUAAUCACGGGAAGCCUCACGUUUGUCUACUUCCUAAUGACCCUCACUUAUGCUGGUCUUACCGCGGUGACAAUGCAGCUUGUUUUCAAAAAUAUUCAGGGAGACGCACAAGGCCAUGUAUACCAGAACUUACUGUCGUGCAGCUUUAUCAUCGCAAAAGGAAUGUUUUACAUAUUGUUCGGAUCUUACAAUCAAGAAGAUGUCCAGCAAAACGAUCAAUCAAAUCAGCGUUAGGAAGUUGAAUUUUGAAUAAAG